Molecule: messenger RNA, 2094 nt
Organism: Filobasidium floriforme
Lineage: Eukaryota; Fungi; Basidiomycota; Tremellomycetes; Filobasidiales; Filobasidiaceae
Product: P-loop containing nucleoside triphosphate hydrolase protein
Exons: 17
Coding region: 1-2094 (697 amino acids)
Molecular function (GO): metal ion binding; ATP-dependent chromatin remodeler activity; ATP binding
Source: RefSeq, a predicted model, not a curated record
AUGGAUCUCGCUGGGUUGAGGAAGAAACGGGCCGAGGACAACAAGCGGAGAAAGGAGGCAGCUGAGCCGUUGAUGAAGAUCAAGAGGGAGAUGAUGAAGAAGCUCAAGAGGAAGUUGACAUGGGCGGAGAUCAACUCGGUCGCGUUAAAUUACCACCAUCCUGAGCUGCAGAACGUAUGGGGAGAUUUGAAAGCCGGCAUCUCAAGAGCGGCGCCGACGACCAUGGAGGCACAUCCCAGUCUCAAGUUGACACUGCUGCCGUUCCAGAAGGAGAGUUUGUUCUGGAUGAAACAGCAGGAAGCGGGACCUUGGAAGGGCGGAAUGUUGGCCGACGAGAGUGAGUGUCCUUGGUAUGAUAUUCAGACGAUCGCGUUGCUCUUAUCGGAACCCCGAAGAAAGCCAAGCUUGGUUGUGGCUCCCGUUGUCGCGUUGAUGCAGUGGAAGCAUGAGAUCGAGAAGAACGCAGAGGGAUUCACUGUUUGCCUGUGGCAUGGGCAGGGUAGAUUGAAGGCCGACGAUUUGAAGAAAUUCGAUGUGGUUAUGGUCUCGUACGGUACUCUCGAGGCAGCGUUCCGAAAACAACAAAAGGGAUUUAAGCGAGGUGAUGCAAUGAUUAAGGAAAAGAGCCCGAUGCAUGCUGUCAAAUGGCACCGUGUCGUCCUGGACGAGGCCCACAACAUCAAAGAGAGGUCGACAAACGCUGCUAAGGCUGCUUUUGCCCUCGAUUCGAGCUACAGGUGGUGUUUGUCUGGUACGCCCCUACAAAACCGUGUAGGAGAGCUCUAUUCGCUUGUGCGAUUCUUGGGAGGAGAUCCCUUUGCCUUUUACUACUGCAAGAGGUGUCCGUGCAAAUCGCUCCACUGGCAGUUCGGCAACAAGCGAAACUGUGAUGAUUGCGGUCACUCGCCGAUGCAGCACACCUGUUACUGGAACAAUGAGAUCUUGACUCCAAUCCAGAAGUACGGUAUGCAAGGGCCUGGAUCGGAUGCUUUCAAGAAGCUCAAGAUCUUGCUCGAUCGGUGCAUGCUGAGGCGAACCAAGAUCGAGCGUGCGGAUGAUCUGGGAUUGCCGCCCAGGACCAUCACUGUCAGGCGAGGAUACUUUUCGCCCGAGGAGAGAGAGCUUUACAUGUCGUUGUUCUCUGAGACUCGUCGGCAAUUUUCAACGUAUAUUGCCGAGGGAACGAUUCUGAAUAACUAUUCGAAUGUCUUUUCGCUCAUCACUCGAAUGCGACAAAUGGCCUGUCACCCUGAUUUGGUCCUCAGGUCGAAAACCUCAAAGUACGUACAAACCGAGGAGGAAGCUGUCUGCAGACUCUGUCACGAUACUGCCGAAGACGCGAUCGUGUCGAAAUGCAAUCAUCUGUUCGAUCGGGAGUGUAUCACCCAGUACAUGCUUGGGCAUGAAGAGACUGCCGUUCCCGUGUGUCCCGUGUGUCAUAUCGAGCUGACCAUCGACUUGCAAGCCGAAGCGGUCGAGUCUGGGGAGGAAAAGAAGUUGAAGAAGCAAGGUAUCUUGGGAAGGCUUGACUUGUCGAACUGGCGAUCGUCGACCAAGCUCGAAAUGCUGGUCGACGAGCUCUGCGAACUGCGUGACAAGGACUGCAACAUUAAAUCGCUCGUCUUUUCGCAAUUCGUCUCCAUGCUGGAUCUCGCCGCUUUCCGGCUUCAAAGGGCAGGGUUCAACAUUUGCAGGCUGGAAGGUGGAAUGACUCCGCAAGCCCGUGACGCAACGAUCCAGCAUUUCAUGAAGAACCCUCAAGUCACCGUCUUCCUGAUCAGCUUGAAGGCUGGUGGUGUGGCUUUGAACUUGACUGAGGCAUCUCAAGUCUUCCUGCUCGAUUCUUGGUGGAACCCCUCGGUCGAGUACCAAUCUAUGGACCGUAUCCAUCGUCUCGGUCAACACCGCCCCGUCCAGGUCACCAAGUUGGUCGUCGAGGACAGCAUCGAAGCCAAGAUCUUGCAAUUGCAAGACAAGAAGCUCGCCAUGACUCAGGCUGCUCUCGCUACCGAUCCGGACUCCGCCUUGGGAAAGCUCACCGAAGAGGUAGAUCUCGACUCGUUUGGCCAUCAUCAUGGAAAGGCUGAGAACUGA